Molecule: messenger RNA, 2581 nt
Organism: Hibiscus syriacus
Lineage: Eukaryota; Viridiplantae; Streptophyta; Magnoliopsida; Malvales; Malvaceae
Product: receptor protein kinase-like protein ZAR1
Exons: 2
Coding region: 295-2436 (713 amino acids)
Biological process (GO): protein phosphorylation
Molecular function (GO): ATP binding; protein binding; protein kinase activity
Source: RefSeq, a predicted model, not a curated record
UUCUAACAUGCUUUUCUUGUACUACAACUCGUCCACAACCGCCACCAUCUCCACCUUGGCCUCGACUUUUAUUGGCGGGACGUAGGGUCCCACCGCCGAAUCGAAAUAUCGUCUUCCUCAAGUCUCUUUCUCAUAAAUUCCUCUUCCAACCAACCUCUCUCAUCCCCAUCCCCUUUAUCUUCCUUGUAAAAAAACACAUUAAACUAACCAAGAUUUUCUCAUUUCUUCAUCUCUUCAAAACAAUCACUUUGGAUUCUCCAUUAAGGAAGCAAAUUGAGUUGAUUUUCAUUGAUAAUGAACAAGUUGUUUCUCUUUACUCUCUUCUUCCUGUUACGAAACCUGAAUCCUAUCUUUUCUCUUUCCCCUGACGGCCUUUCUCUCCUCUCUUUAAAAUCUGCCGUCGACCAACCCGCCGGUAACGACUCACCUUUCGCCGACUGGAACGAAAACGAUACCACGCCCUGCCGUUGGUCCGGCAUUUCCUGCAUGAACAUUACAGGUUUCCCCGACCCACGUGUCGUCGGGAUUUCUGUUUCCAGUAAGAAUCUCAGGGGCUAUAUUGCAUCGGAGCUCGGAACGUUAAUCUACCUCCGAAGGUUGAAUCUUCACAACAAUAACUUUUACGGUUCUAUACCCGACCAACUGUUCAAUGCUACGUCGCUUCACAGCUUGUUUUUGUACGGUAACAACCUGUCUGGUUCGCUGCCUCCUUUGAUUUGCAAUCUUCCGAGGUUACAGAACCUCGACCUCUCCAACAAUUCGCUGUCGGGUUCUCUGCCUGAUAAUCUCAAGAAUUGCAAGCAGUUGCAGAGGCUUAUUCUGGCUCGAAACAAGUUCUCCGGUGAAAUUUCUGGUGGGAUUUGGCCGGAAUUGGACAACUUAGUUCAACUCGAUCUUUCCUCCAAUGAAUUCAAAGGAUCGAUCCCCAGCACCAUCGGGGAGUUAAAUUCGUUGUCGACGACUCUCAAUUUGUCUUGCAAUCAUUUGUCCGGUAAGCUCCCAAAAACCUUAGGCGACUUGCCGGUCACCGUCAGUUUCGAUCUCAGAAACAACAAUUUAAGCGGCGAAAUACCCGAAUCUGGAUCUUUUGCUAAUCAAGGACCAACGGCAUUUCUAAACAAUCCUCUCUUAUGCGGGUUCCCUCUUCAAAAGCCCUGUAAGAAGUUCGAUAUAAUCCCUUCGGGGACUCAAAAUUCGGGUCCGAAUUUAAGCGAAACCCAGAAAAAAGGGCUCAGCCCUGGUUUGAUUAUAUUAAUAUCGGCAGCCAAUACCGCUGGUGUGGCUUUAUUAGGAAUAGUUAUAGUCUACAUUUACUGGAAAAAGAAGGAUUCAUCGAACAGUUGCAGUUGCACUGGAAAAAGUAAGUUUGGUGGUGAAAACGAUAAAAGGAGUCGUUGUUCUUUGUGUUCAUGCUUUGGGGUUCAAAAUGAAGAUUCGGAAUUCGAAGAACACGAGAAAGGGGAGAUGUCGGGGAAAGGGGAAGGUGAAUUGGUGGCCAUAGAUAAAGGGUUCAGCUUCGAGCUGGACGAGCUGCUGAGAGCAUCGGCUUAUGUGUUGGGGAAGAGUGGGCUGGGGAUAGUUUACAAAGUGGUGCUGGGCAAUGGGGUGCCGGUUGCUGUAAGGCGAUUGGGGGAGGGAGGAUCCGAUCAGCAGAGGUAUAAGGAGUUUGCUGCUGAAGUUCAAGCCAUUGGGAAGGUUAAGCACCCGAAUGUUGUGAAGCUUAGAGCUUACUAUUGGGCUCCUCAUGAAAAGCUUCUCGUCACUGAUUUCAUCUCUAAUGGCAACUUGGCUAAUGCCAUCAAAGGCAGGAAUGGUCAGCCAUCAGCAAACCUUACAUGGUCAAUAAGGCUAAAAAUAGCCAAGGGGUCCGCCCGUGGGUUGGCCUACCUUCACGAAUGCAGUCCGAGGAAGUUCGUUCACGGUGAUGUCAAACCAUCCAGCAUCCUUCUCGACAACGAAUUCCAACCCUACAUUUCCGAUUUCGGCCUAAACAAACUCAUCACCCUCACCAGCACCGGUCCCUCUUCAUCCGGCGGUGUCAUCGGUGGACUUCCUUAUAAGUCAUUCCAAUCGGAACAAAACAACAACUACCGAGCACCGGAGGCUCGAGUUACCAGCGGCCGACCAACCCAAAAAUGGGAUGUCUAUUCGUUUGGUGUGGUCUUACUUGAACUGCUCACCGGGAAGUCCCCCGAGCUAUCGCCGACCACGUCGACUUCCACGGAAAUCCCGGAUCUCGUGAGGCGGGUGAGGAAAGGAUUCGAAGAAGAAAACCCUUUGUCGGACAUGGUGGAUCCUAUGGUAUUACAAGAAGUGCAUGCAAAGAAGGAAGUGUUGGCCGUUUUUCACUUGGCCCUUGCAUGCACUGAAGCAGACCCUGAUAUUCGACCAACGAUGAAAACUGUUUCCGAGAAUCUUGAAAGAAUUGGGACAUAAACUAAGAACACAUGUUUGUUUGUUUGUCCGUGACAGUGACUUUUUUUUUCUAGGGAUCGGAGAUUGGCCAUUCAUUUUCUGUAAAUGUAUUCCAGGUUAGGUCCAAAAUUUUCUUGAAGGUUCAGCAGUUUCUGGGAAGUUUAUU